AUGAAAAUUUGGUUUUAUGCAUACGCUUCUGUGGUGACCUUUUUCUGGGUAGCUACAAAAUUGGUGAAUUGUCAAGCUGCAAUAACUGGACAAUGGGAUUUUGUAGGACAUUCAGGUGUAUCUAGCAUGCAUGCCAUCCUUUCUCCUAAUACAAACAAAAUAGUGUUUAUUGAAAGAGUAGAAUUAACCACAAAUGUUACAAUAAAUGGAAAGCCUACUUACUCUGUAGAAUAUAAUCUUGAUACAAAUGAAAUAAGAGCUUUGACUACAUUAUCUAAUACUUUUUGUUCUGCAGGGUCUUAUAUGAAAAAUGGGACUAUCCUAAAUCUAGGCGGUGCAGAGGCUCAAAAAGGUUUUGCCGAAGGGUUUAACCGGGUCAGGUUGUAUAAUCCUUGUGAUGAUGGAACGUGUGAUUGGCAAAAUGAUGUUAAUAAUCUUAAUGCGAAAAGAUGGUAUCCAACCGUCGAACAGUUGGCUGAUGGUUCUUUAUUUAUCAUUGGCGGUUCAACGCAAGGUGCUGCAGUUAAUAAUGCAACUAUAAAUGUAGCUAGCUAUGAAAUCUAUCCUUCGGCUCCUGGUGAAACGUCCAUUCCAUUACAAUUUUUAGUGGAUUCUUUGCCAAACAAUUUGUAUCCUUGCGUUCAUCUCUUACCUGAUGGGACACUUUUUAUUAUGGCGAAUCAAAAGGCAAUUGUUUAUGAUGUCAUAUCUCGGCAAAUUAAAACAAAUCUACCCGACGUUCCUAGAGCAGCACGAAACUAUCCAUUGACUGGUGCAUCUUCAAUCUUACCGUUAGAUUCUAGCAAUAACGCAGAAAUUCUUGUUUGUGGAGGUGGUAAUCAAAUUUCUCCUUCUAAGACCGUAGGUGAAUUUAGCUGCGCACGUAUUUCACCUACAUCAAGUAAUCCCACUUGGGAAAUAGAAGAAAUGCCCUUUGGCCGAACAAUGCCAGAUAUGACCAUUUUAGCAGAUGGCACUAUUCUGAUUCUUAAUGGCUGUAAUAAUGGUACUGCCGGUUUUAAUAAAGGCAGUGAUCCAGUACUCACUCCAGUUAUAUAUAAUCCUAAAGCGCCAGCUGGUUCGAGAUUCACUAAAAUGCAACCAUCAUACAUUCCCCUAUCAGGAUCAAACCCAAAUAAUAAACCAAAUGUUGAUGGUCCAUAUCCGACUGAAUUCCGUGUUGAAACAUUCAGCCCACCAUAUUUAUUUACUGGGGUUCCACCUCCUAAGAUCCAACAGGCACCUAAAGAUUUAAAGUAUGGUCAAUCUUUUGAUAUUAAUUAUGUAGCUUAUAGCGGUACUCGCAAGAUGACCGUCAACUUACAUCAACCCGCCCCGGCUGGUGGUGCUAUAGCUCCGCCCGGGCCGUAUUUAUUGAACAUUUUAGACAAUGGUAUACCAGCAAAGGCGGCUUGGGUCAUGUUAUCAUAA
Messenger RNA from Racocetra fulgida, 1431 nucleotides. NCBI's taxonomy places the organism in Eukaryota, Fungi, Glomeromycota, Glomeromycetes, Diversisporales, Gigasporaceae. The record is from the annotation of a GenBank genome assembly.